AUGGAUGCUCUUCAUUGUAUUGAUUUUUUAUGGAUAAAUUUAGUAAGAUUUGCAAUUCCAAGUUAUUUAUAUAUUCAAACUUUUCGUUUUGUAACUUGGUUGGAUAUUUAUUUAUUUUUUGUUCAUCAUAUCUCAAAUUGUUUGUUAUGCUUCAAUCGAUUUAGUGCAACAUUUCUUCAAUUUGAAAAAGUUUGGAAAUCAAAACUAAUAAAUUCAUAUAUAAUUGGAAUAAUUGUUCUAUCCUUCAUUACAUCAAUACCAAUUAUGAUAAAAGAUCGAGAUAUUAUUUAUCAAAAUGGACAAUUAAUAACUUUAAAGGUAAGUGGAAACUAUUAAAAUGUAUAAUAAUAUUUAGACUUUUAGAUUCACACUGAAUUAAUAAUUCAACGUAUAAUUUUAUCAAUAUUCAUGUUUAUAACAGAAAUUGCAAGUUCAAUUGUUAGUAUUUGGACACUUCAUAAAAUUCGAAGUAAACAAACUAAAAGAUUCGAGAAAAAUUUGAUAAUGAUAACAUGUUGGCAUGUAGUUUUUGAAUUGAUUCCAUUUUAUUAUGAAGUUGCCAAUGUUUUCGAACUUGAUGAUGCUUUUUCAAAAUGGGUUUAUACUUAUGUGAGUUCUCAUAAACAUUUUUAGAUUGAGACGUCCAAAAUCGAACUAUUUCCAAACAUGAUUUGAAUUCAAAAUUUUUAAACUUCAAAAAUUAUUAGGACGAAACACAUUUAUGUCGAGAAAUCAAUUCAAAAAUUCCAUAACCUAAAUGCCACGUAGAAAAUUGAGCAAGUUCACGCUUUUAAUAAAAAACAUUAACAUUUUCAGUGGUUUACAUUUGCAUUUAUUUUAUUUUCAAGCAACACAUUAACAAUGCUUAUUAUCAAUCCAAAACUACGAAAUGAUAUCAAAUUAUUUUUCAAACUCAAGAAGCCAACAAAAAAUGAAAUCAGAACAAUUUCGUUGCACAGUAAAGGACAAAAUAAUAAUAGAGUUAUAAUAGUUUAA
Molecule: messenger RNA, 996 nt
Organism: Caenorhabditis angaria
Lineage: Eukaryota; Metazoa; Nematoda; Chromadorea; Rhabditida; Rhabditidae
Source: the annotation of a GenBank genome assembly